AUGCCACGCUGUGGCACAGCACACCUGAAGCCAGUGGCUGAAGCCCGUGAAAACAGCGUGCUCCACGUCGACAGGACGCGGCUGUGGGUUGACGAACACCUGCUGUCGCCCAAUGACUUGGUCGCCCAACAGCUGCACCCGCGCUUGGAGCCGCGCGACCUGGUUGCGUUUCUGGACGCCAACAACCUGGAGCCGGGCCUCGACUUCAAGCUGUCAUUAAUGACGGCCAUUGCGCUGAGCCUGGUGGCCUGUCAGAUGAGGCAGCUGCACCACAGCGACUACUGCGAUGACGUGCUGCUGAAGUGGAUGACGAUGCUGGCGCUGCGCGAGUUUGUUGUACAGCUGCACCCGCGCUUGGAGCCGCGCGACCUGGUUGCGUUUCUGGACGCCAACAACCUGGAGCCGGGCCUCGACUUCAAGCUGUCAUUAAUGACGGCCAUUGCGCUGAGCCUGGUGGCCUGUCAGAUGAGGCAGCUGCACCACAGCGACUACUGCGAUGACGUGCUGCUGAAGUGGAUGACGAUGCUGGCGCUGCGCGAGUUUGUUGUAGUGAGAAGCAAAGAAGUGCAAUCGUGCCAACAUGGUGACCAUGCAUCGUGCCGGCUCUUCAUCCCUUUUCGUGUCCGCUGCACUUGA
Salpingoeca rosetta is the source of this 636-nucleotide messenger RNA. RefSeq lists its product as uncharacterized. The coding region runs from base 1 to 636 and encodes 211 amino acids. The record is from RefSeq and is a predicted model, not a curated record. Lineage: Eukaryota; Choanoflagellata; Craspedida; Salpingoecidae. The transcript has 4 exons.